Messenger RNA from Olea europaea var. sylvestris, 1831 nucleotides. Its product is annotated as magnesium-chelatase subunit ChlI, chloroplastic-like. Gene Ontology annotation, molecular function: ATP binding; magnesium chelatase activity; ATP hydrolysis activity. The transcript has 4 exons. Bases 152 to 1429 code for a protein of 425 amino acids. Lineage: Eukaryota; Viridiplantae; Streptophyta; Magnoliopsida; Lamiales; Oleaceae. Gene Ontology annotation, cellular component: chloroplast stroma. The record is from RefSeq and is a predicted model, not a curated record. Gene Ontology annotation, biological process: chlorophyll biosynthetic process.
AACUUUCGAAAGAGAGAAGGAACACGGAAAUCUAUCCUCUUAUCCUAACCCAGAACCCAACAAUCCAGUAGUCACCACCACACAAAUCCCAAAUUCUAAACCUCUAGAAAACGCAUAAACUUUAAACGCUACAGCACACUCUUUAUCAAACAUGGCUGGACUACUGGGAACUUCUUCCACAGUAAGAAUCUUCGCUUCUAAACCCUUUUCUUCUCAGUCUCACUACUCCAAGACUUCAUCUUUCUCGCUCUCUCCGUCUUCUGGGAUUAGUCCGGGAAAGAAGUGUUUUGGAGGAAUUGGAGUUAAGAAAGAGAGGUCUAAAUUCCACGUUUUAGUUUCCAAUGUUGCCACUGAAAUUAACCCUGCUCAAGAACAGGCACAAAAGCUUGCCUCGAAGGAGUCCCAGAGACCAGUUUAUCCAUUUGCAGCUAUAGUAGGACAAGAUGAGAUGAAAUUGUGCCUUUUGUUGAAUGUGAUUGACCCGAAGAUCGGAGGUGUGAUGAUAAUGGGAGAUAGAGGAACAGGGAAGUCCACAACUGUUCGCUCAUUGGUGGAUCUACUUCCUGAAAUUAAAGUAGUUGCCGGUGAUGCAUUCAAUUCAGAUCCAGAUGACCCAGAAGUACAGGGCAUGGAAGUUAGAGAAAAACUUAUGAAAGGUGAUGAACUCCCUGUCAUGUCAACCAAAAUCAACAUGGUUGAUUUGCCAUUGGGUGCCACAGAAGAUCGAGUAUGUGGGACAAUUGACAUUGAAAAAGCCCUUACUGAGGGUGUGAAGGCGUUUGAGCCUGGCCUUCUUGCAAAAGCUAACAGAGGAAUUCUUUAUGUAGAUGAAGUUAAUCUUUUGGAUGACCAUCUAGUAGAUGUUCUCUUGGAUUCUGCUGCCUCGGGAUGGAAUACUGUUGAAAGGGAGGGAAUCUCAAUAUCACAUCCUGCCAGAUUCAUACUCAUUGGUUCUGGAAAUCCAGAAGAGGGAGAACUUAGGCCACAGCUUCUUGAUCGUUUUGGAAUGCAUGCACAAGUUGGGACUGUGAAGGAUGCAGAGCUUAGGGUGAAAAUUGUGGAGGAAAGAGCACGAUUUGAUAGAAAUCCAAAAGAAUUCCGGGAAUCUUACAAGGCAGAGCAAGAAAAGCUCCAGCAACAAAUUUACUCUGCUAGGAGUUCUCUCUCUGCUGUUACAAUCGAUCAUGACCUUAGAGUUAAAAUCUCGAAGGUCUGUGCUGAGUUGAAUGUUGAUGGAUUGAGAGGAGACAUAGUGAGCAACAGGUCCGCGAGAGCUUUGGCUGCUCUUAAAGGAAGAGAUAAAGUAACUACAGAGGAUAUUGCCACCGUCAUCCCCAACUGCUUGAGACACCGACUUCGUAAGGAUCCUCUGGAAUCAAUUGACUCGGGCUUACUCGUGAUUGAGAAAUUCUAUGAGGUUUUUGCCUGAGGGAGAUAUGGGAAAGUGAUAUAGGACACGAGACCAAGAGCAAAGCAUUUCUUUUUUACCUUAAAAAAAGUUGCAAACAGAAAUAGCUGAAAUAACCAUUUUGCCUCUUGAUAAUAUGGUUGAAUGGCACUACAAAUUUGUUUAGCAUUGGGGAAUUUGCAUCAGUGUAGUCUGCUAAUAUCGUGUCGAAGUUAUAUGGUCUGGCAAAAUGUGAAAGUUGAUCAUUUCACUAGUCGGCAUUGUUUAAAAUCUUUCGCUUUGCCAUGUUCAUCUAAAAAUUUCAAUCAGUGGGAGAGAGUUUGUAGGGAGGAAACUAUAGGAGGGGGAUGCAUGGUUGCGAAACCCUCGUUUGUAAAUCAAUUUUUCCUGGUUUGUAUCAGAAACUAAAUCUUUUACCAGUUA